AGACGAUCUGUGUCUUCUUCUUCUUCUUCUUCCUCGAUCGAUCCAUCCAUCCAAUUGUUCCGUCCUGGCUGCUGGCUCACUCAGCUGGACGCGUCACCACACACACUACUCCUGAUCCAUCCCGACAGGCUAGCUACUAAUAUAUUGAGCUUUAAGCCAGAAGAUCCAAUGGAGAGCAGCGUGCUCACGUCGUCGCUCACUAUCUGCCUCCUCCUAGUGCUCGCCGUGGCGCCGGCGCAGGCCGUCGAGGAGCCGGAGGAGUGCGCCAGCCCGGUCAGCGUCGAGGUGGCGUGCCGCAGCGCCUCCGAGACGCACCACGGCGUGGCCUACGACCACUGCGUCGCGUCGCUGGCCGCCGACCCGCGCAGCAAGGAGGCGGGCAGCCUCCAGGGCCUGGCCAUGCUCGCCACCAGGAUGGCCAUCGACCACGCCGCCAGCACCGAGGCCAAGAUCGACGAUCUCGCCGACCUGGAACCCGAGGACGCCCGCGCGCGCUACAACCACUGCCUGGACCAGUACGGCGGCGCCGCCGACCUCCUCCGAGACGCCCUCGACAACCUCAAGGUCCGCAUCUACGGCACGGCCAUGGAGCAGCUGUCCGCCGCGCUGGGCGCCGCCGAGAGCUGCGAGGACGCAUGGAAGGACGACCAGAUCAACGUCCCCGUGGCAGCGCAUGACAGGGAGUACGGCAGGAUGGCUCACAUCGCGCUCGGCUUCACCCACCACGCCGCCGCCUAACUCCAACCCAUCGGAUCCGCCCUUAAUUUCUUCGAUUAAUUAUACUAUCAUAUUAAUUUCACUUUCAUUCAAUAUUCCUUCCUUUAUUUAUCGCUAAUUCAUCGCCCAUCAUCCGCUUGCCUGCCUACCUGCAUCUGAAAUUUCUUUAUUCUUCUUCUACUUAAUUUCUGAUUGAAUAUGUAUAUGUUGUAGGGCUUACUUAUCCAGAAGAUGAUAAACGAAUAACAGACAAUCUUAAUUCA
Molecule: messenger RNA, 980 nt
Organism: Oryza brachyantha (malo sina)
Lineage: Eukaryota; Viridiplantae; Streptophyta; Magnoliopsida; Poales; Poaceae
Product: putative invertase inhibitor
Exons: 1
Coding region: 169-738 (189 amino acids)
Molecular function (GO): enzyme inhibitor activity
Source: RefSeq, a predicted model, not a curated record